This is a messenger RNA of Aaosphaeria arxii CBS 175.79, 2269 nucleotides long. RefSeq lists its product as uncharacterized. Gene Ontology annotation, molecular function: zinc ion binding; DNA-binding transcription factor activity, RNA polymerase II-specific; DNA binding. Gene Ontology annotation, biological process: DNA-templated transcription; regulation of DNA-templated transcription. NCBI's taxonomy places the organism in Eukaryota, Fungi, Ascomycota, Dothideomycetes, Pleosporales. The coding region runs from base 22 to 2142 and encodes 706 amino acids. The record is from RefSeq and is a predicted model, not a curated record. The transcript has a single exon.
ACCUUCCCCUCACAAUGCAUCAUGACCGAACACCCAUCAUCGCCUCCUACAAUUCUACAGGCCACCACCCCCCGAAUCCGUGCCUCCAAGGCUUGUCGGAGAUGUCACGACAAGCGUGUCAAAUGCGACGCCAGUGAACGCGGAACACCAUGCACUCGCUGCGAACAAAGGCGAGAGCCCGAAUGUACACUCAUUCAGUCACGAAGGGGCAUAUACCCUCGCAAAGCACGCCGACAAAUUCAGCGUUCCACUCUCGACAAAUCACACAACACGGCCACCAUUGGAUGUGAUCCAAAUACUGCUCCGACCACAACCACCUCGGCACGGGACACCAAUGCUGCAAGCAAUACGGAACCUCUCCGUAUGCCAGUAGUAGUGCCAGACUCUGCUGAUAUCACCACGCCCAGGACCACAGUAGAACCAGCUGCGAGCAGUCCACAUGCCACUCAUACGAACCAGUCAACUUCAUAUCGUGAGGUCAGCUGGGCAACUACGUUCAAUCACUUGCUAGAAUGUCAUCACAGUGGAGGUGAUGUCUUGAACAAGCAUUCCAUUACUUACAUUGGUGAGGCCUCUCCUCUUGACAUCGUCCUUAAAGAUCUUAGAAGAGGUACUGGGCGUCCUCAGCUUCAUCACCCUGCUCCUCCGUUUGCAAGUGAGGAAGUCGCCGAUUCUCCUCGUGUCUCGCAUCCCGCAGGAAUGCAGCCCGAGGAGAUUGCCUUUCUUGAAGCGAAAGAGGCAUUCACCGCCCCGCCUAACCAAACUAUGGAUGCACUCAUGGAUAUUUUCUUCGAGCGUGUCUUCCCUCUCUACCCAAUCGUCAAUCCACAGGAGCUACUCCGGCAGCACAAGGCACAUCAGAUCCCCUGGAUGUUGCUACACGCUCUCUGCUUUAUCUCUGCCACUUAUUGUCCUAUGCAGAUCCUCCGCCGUGCGGGAUUCGAUAGCAGGCUAGAGGCGCGAUCUUUAUUUCAUGGAAAGACAAAAGCUUUGUUUGACAUCGGCUACGAGGGGAACAAAAUUGUAGCCCUUCAGGUCUGUAUUUUGAUGAGUUUCUGGGGCGGAGGUCCGAGCAACUACUGGAACUUUUACACAUGGAUUUGCACGGGAGUGACUAUAGCCGAAACCUUGGGUUUCCAUAGGUCCAUGGCAGGGGCCAUGAUCGAACCGCAAGACAGAAGUCUGAUCAAGCGUUUGUGGUGGGUCCUAGUCAUAAGAGACGCGACCUGCGCUUCUCUUGUAGGCCGACCCUUCCGGAUCAACCUGGACCACUGUGAUGUUGAUCCAUUGACCGAGGAAGACUUGCGGUAUGACGGGUCCUCGACUGAAUUCCUGCAAAGUCCUCACGUACAGUGUUCUGGCCUCUACCAGAUCCAUGCAACAAGGCUGUCGUUGAUCCUCCGCCACAUCAUCACAACUCGCUUCUAUCCCCGCAAGCAAUUCGCAACAGAAUCCUUGCAGCAGAUGCUGUUAGAUUGGCGAAAUGACCUCCCUGCAGAAUUGAGAUGGUCUGACUUCGCCAGCAAUCACCUCAACGUAUUUGCAUCAACACUUUGCAUCCUAUAUAAUCACAACAUAAUUUUAGCACACGUCAAUGGACCCACGGAUUCUGCCCCAAACGAUCCAGAAGGAGCAACCUCGCACACAUUCUUCGGAGAGGAGGUUGCCAGUGACGCAGCCCAACAAAUUGCGUCUAGUGCUUGUUCCGUCGUCACUGACCCAAACGCCUUACUUCCUCCGCACGAGCUCUUCCACGGCCUCUUCAUCGCAUCGGUAGUCUUCUACAUGCAGACAAAGAGCGACAAUAGAAGCACUGCUAGGCUGGGCAUGUCAGGCCUUACGAAUUGUAAGAUGGCCCUCCACGCUACGCGCGAGACAUGGGACGCAAGUCCGUGGAUAUCGCAACUGUUCGACAAGAUCUUGUGUAUCUCCACGGCCAACCGUCGAACCAAUACAGAAAAUCUAGGCAACGAUACGGAUACGCGGGCGGAGAUUGACCCCAGCAUCGGCUCCCUUGACCUGAACGGGUUUCCGCUUCCAGAGCCCAACGAGUGGCCCAGCCAACUGUUCUUGGGUAAUAUUUUCGACAUCCCAUCGAACUCGACCUUUUCAAUGCCGUAUCCGUUCGCUGCCAUGAUGUAAUGGUUCUUCUUCUGGUUAUCGUAAUGUCACAGUCCUUCGUUUUCUUGGCCACUAUCAAACAUCGUAUCUAUCGUCGAACUAGGGUGUUAAUAAUCUUCGAGACCCCAAAACCCCCACUUCUCCUUAU